Sycon ciliatum is the source of this 1281-nucleotide messenger RNA. RefSeq lists its product as uncharacterized. The record is from RefSeq and is a predicted model, not a curated record. Bases 329 to 1099 code for a protein of 256 amino acids. The transcript has 5 exons. Lineage: Eukaryota; Metazoa; Porifera; Calcarea; Leucosolenida; Sycettidae.
GCAGUCCUACACUGCGUCGCUGUAGUAGCGCCACUAUGGUACUUUGGCGCUUUCUCUUCAGCCUUGAAAAAGGACAUCGCCGCACCCGGAUCAGCAGUCACUUUUACAAACAAAAAGAGAAAGCAGUAGGUUUUAGUGCCUUAGUUGUGUUAGAACAAGAGUCUCCAAUUGUCAGAGAAAAGCAAACGCUGCGAGAGUUACGAUAGUCUUUGGAUUUCUCCUGGACUCGUGUUGUUUAUCGGCUGGCACGCUGCCACAGAAUACCAGUGGAUUCGGCGAUCAGACGCUCACAGCAACUCAUCUUUAUUAAACCUUCUAGAAAUUCAGAAUGGGGAUGCCAACAGGAUUGUUCGCACCAGUCCUUGCUGCACUGCUAGUGUUUGCCUCAGCUCCUGCCCAUGGUGAAGAAAUCCCUUGGCCAAAGGUGCACAUCUCUGGAGGCGGCGUCCACCUCACAUUUGUGGCCGGUAUCCCUCUGGCCUCGAUCCAUUUCGACAAGACGUGCGUUCUCACAGAAAGCAAUGCCGAAUCUUUGGAGUGGUACAAAGAUAGCAAGGUCAUCAAAAGAGUCCAAAGUACUGCCAGAGUUACCUCGCUGCCGUUUGGAUUCAGCUCCGCCGGUCUUCUGGCCCACAGUGACGCGGGCAAGUAUCUCUGUCGCGCCCAUUACUACCAGGGCCCAUAUUUGCGCCAGACACCCAGCCCGCAGUCCAUUGACAUCUCUGUCGUAGAUCGGCCCACGGAUCUGCCAACGGUUCACGUAUCCGCCAACCAGACUGUGACUGCAGGCGGUUUUGUGUUCCUGUCGUGCCACGUCGAGGACAUGCCCAGUCACAAGAACAACGUCAGCCCGUCUUGGACUGGACCCGGCGGCCGGCCGAUCGGCGAUCAGAAUGUAGUGGUGGGCAACACGUUCACUAACAUCCACCUCCAGCACGUGACGGCAGCCGAUUCCGGCGCGUACACGUGUUCCGUAGGGCCCACUCAGCUAGGGUCCACUCCGCAGUGCAACUCACCAGCCGAUAUCACGCAGGUCGUUGAUUGCUAUCGCAGCGCACAGCAGACCGUUCACGUCAAGGUCACCCGCGGCACCAAGUAGUCUUCAAUGCUAACUUCAUGGAUACUAUCUGCUCCACCAUUUCCCUCAUCCUUUUUUCUUGUCAACCGCCUAAACUGUUAUUCCGUGCUUGAAGCAGUCUUUGACUGUCUUUAAUGUGCAUCUGCCCAUUUUCUUUCAAAAAUCCUUGAAUACCCAAGAUAACCGUACUGUAUAACACGUCU